GCACUCUCCGCUCCCUCAGUCCCGCGGCGGCCACACUUUCACUUUCGAGCAGGUCCCGUGUCACUUUCGGGUUGGUGACGUGUUUUCCAGGAACCCGGCCUAUAAAGGAGCCUUGCUGGAGGCCUCCGCGGACCGAGCACCGGCGCACCGCGGCCAUGGCGAGCGAUGGGGAUGCCCCGAAGCUGCGGUUCGUGCCCUGGCUGCUGAGCGCAGUGACCAGUGGGAUUUACCAGGGGCUCUGCUGGACCGACCUGCACCGCGGUGCCUUCCGCGUCCCCUGGAAGCACAACUCCAGGAAGGAUGUCACCAACAGCGACCGGGAGAUCUUCAAGGCCUGGGCAAGGGUGAGCGGGCGGUAUGAGGAGUUCCAUGAGAACCCGGUCAAAUGGAAGACCAACUUCCGCUGUGCCCUGAGGAGCACCCGAAUGUUUGUGGAGCUGGAGGACCACUCCAGGUGUUGUGAUGACCCACACAAGGUGUUUGCCAUUAACCCAGACUUCUGGCAUAGCAAGAUGGGAGAUUUCAGCAGCCCUGCGGCAGACCAGCAGCUGCUGCACCAGCAGUUGCAGCUGCAGUUCGACCCCCAAGACAUGGACCCAGAGAUUGCUCCCCCAGGCUGUGCUGACCCUCUACAGCCAUCAUCUCUGGAGGAGCUGCAGUUGGUGCUGCAGCAGUGUGGCAUCUCCCCCAGUGACCUUGGCCCCCCAACCCCAUCCUGGGCACCUGCAGGUGAUGCCCCCCAGCAGAACAUCCUGCUCCAGCCUCAUCCAGACCUCAGCCAAAACAACUGCCUCCAGCCUCCCCCUCUGCAGUGGGUGCCUCCAGUGGAGCAGCCCCCCCUGAGUGCCUGCAGCCCCCCAGACCCUAUGCUGCUGGAGCAGCAAGGAGCCAUGAGACUGCCAUGCCACCAGCCAGAGGUCCCGGUCCCUGUGCCAACCCCACAGGAAGUGAUGCUCCUCACUGCUGCCACUCCUGCCCCUGUGCCCCCGCCAGAGGAUAACACAAGUGUCUUCAUCCCCGACCUGGAUGUCAGCAUCUACUACCGGGGGAGGCUCGUCCACCACGAGGAGGUGUCAGGCAGCCGGUGCCUGCUGGUGUACCAGAGCUCCGACCCGGCAGUGGCCGAGCUCCCCGGCCGCCUGGUGCACUUCCCCAGCCCCGCCAGGCUGCCCGACAGGAAGCAGAUGGGGUUCACCGAGCAGCUGCUGUGCGGAGCGGGGCUGCUGCUGGAGCAUCGUGCCCACAAGCUCUUUGCCACCCGCCUCAAGCAGUGCAGGGUCUUCUGGGCCCUGUCCCGGCAGCUUGAGGGCAUUGGGGACCUCCCGCCCAACCCCCUUGUCCGGGACCAGGAAACCCCCAUCUUUGACUUCACCGAGUUCUGCACAGAGCUGAGGGAGUUCCGCACUGACAAAAGAAAGCAGUCCCCUGACUUCACCAUCUACCUUUGCUUUGGGCAGUCUCUGUCUGUGGCCAAGCCCAAAGAGUCCAAGCUCGUCCUGGUCAAGCUGGUGCCCAAGUUCUGUGAGUACUGGUACGAGCAGGUCCUGCGAGAGGGAGCGUCCUCCCUGGACAGCGGCACUGUCAGCCUGCAGCUCUCCGACUCCUUCAGCCUCUUCGAGCUCAUCGAGCAGUACAACAUACAGCUGGACUGACCCACCCGGGACAGGCAUCGGCCGGAGCCUGACGCAUCCGGGGCAGCACAAACCGGCAUCCCCCCUGGAAUACUGCAGUGGGAUGCUUAGGGUGGGGAACUUUCCUCCUCUGCAUCCUGCACCCCAAGGGUGGCUUCAGUGGCCAGUCCUGGAGCUGAAGGACACCUUGCUUUUCCCUUCCUUCAGCUGCUAACACGUAUGUUUGUGGAGGGUGGUCAUUUUCAGGUUUAUAUUCUUAACUUUU
This is a messenger RNA of Melopsittacus undulatus (budgerigar), 1896 nucleotides long. It is a transcript of the gene IRF7, whose product is annotated as interferon regulatory factor 7. Lineage: Eukaryota; Metazoa; Chordata; Aves; Psittaciformes; Psittaculidae. Gene Ontology annotation, cellular component: nucleus. The record is from RefSeq and is a predicted model, not a curated record. Gene Ontology annotation, biological process: immune system process; regulation of transcription by RNA polymerase II. The transcript is spliced from 11 exons. Bases 156 to 1652 code for a protein of 498 amino acids. Gene Ontology annotation, molecular function: DNA-binding transcription factor activity, RNA polymerase II-specific; protein binding; RNA polymerase II cis-regulatory region sequence-specific DNA binding.